Messenger RNA from Gorilla gorilla gorilla (western lowland gorilla), 1061 nucleotides. It is a transcript of the gene ROPN1L, whose product is annotated as rhophilin associated tail protein 1 like. Lineage: Eukaryota; Metazoa; Chordata; Mammalia; Primates; Hominidae. The record is from RefSeq and is a predicted model, not a curated record. Bases 290 to 982 code for a protein of 230 amino acids. The transcript has 5 exons.
GCGUCCCGGUUGCCUGGAUACCGAGCGCGUCCGUAGUGGCGGCUGGUGCUCGGGAACUGCAGGGUCUAGGGUGUUGCUGGAGUGGCAGUUGGUCCGAAUUUCUCCCGAAGCCCGCGGAGGAGCGGGUAAGAGCCCCGCGAAGCCGGCCCCAACCUCGGGAACGGGAUGGGAGGCGGCCCUGGCCCCAAGCCCCGCGCUGCUAGCGGGUCCACCGCGUCCUAGCCGACAGCCGCCCUUCUUCCUCGCAGCGCGCCGCGAUUCACCAGCCUGGUCCCUUCUGCGGAGAGCGAUGCCGCUUCCCGACACCAUGUUCUGCGCUCAGCAGAUCCACAUUCCCCCGGAGCUGCCGGACAUCCUGAAGCAAUUCACCAAGGCUGCCAUCCGCACCCAGCCGGCCGACGUGCUGCAGUGGUCCGCGGGCUAUUUUUCAGCUUUGUCAAGAGGAGAUCCACUUCCUGUAAAGGACAGAAUGGAAAUGCCCACGGCAACCCAGAAAACAGACACAGGCCUGACUCAAGGACUCCUGAAAGUUUUGCACAAGCAGUGUCACCAGAAGCGGUAUGUGGAAUUAACAGAUCUUGAGCAGAAGUGGAAGAACUUGUGCCUGCCGAAGGAAAAAUUCAAAGCGCUCUUACAGCUGGAUCCUUGUGAAAACAAAAUCAAGUGGAUAAACUUUUUAGCACUUGGAUGCAGCAUGCUUGGUGGGUCCUUGAACACUGCGCUGAAGCACCUGUGCGAGAUCCUCACGGACGAUCCGGACGGCGGGCCCGCUCGCAUCCCCUUCAAGACGUUUUCCUACGUUUACCGCUACUUGGCCAGAUUAGACUCAGAUGUGUCUCCCUUGGAGACGGAAUCCUACCUUGCCUCUCUAAAGGAAAAUAUAGCCGCCAAGAAGAAUGGCAUGAUAGGACUUUCAGAUUUCUUCUUUCCAAAGAGGAAACUUUUAGAAAACAUUGAAAACUCUGAAGAUGUAGGCCAUUAAUACAGAGAAGAAUACAUUUUAAUGUCAAAAUAGUGCUCUUUAAAAUUCUGGCACCAAAUACAACUUACCCUGAAUCACA